This is a messenger RNA of Phanerochaete carnosa HHB-10118-sp, 4365 nucleotides long. RefSeq lists its product as uncharacterized. NCBI's taxonomy places the organism in Eukaryota, Fungi, Basidiomycota, Agaricomycetes, Polyporales, Phanerochaetaceae. The coding region runs from base 1 to 4365 and encodes 1454 amino acids. Gene Ontology annotation, molecular function: protein binding. Gene Ontology annotation, biological process: protein targeting to vacuole; Golgi to vacuole transport; Golgi to endosome transport. The transcript has 12 exons. Gene Ontology annotation, cellular component: membrane; Golgi apparatus. The record is from RefSeq and is a predicted model, not a curated record.
AUGCUCGGCUGGGCAGGCAUACUCGUGCUUGCGCAGCAAGAGCCAGAGAGCGCUCUCACAUACUUUUCCAACCAGCCGGCCAAGCUCUUUUUCUUUGACGAUUCUCCGGUUGCGGUUUACCACAAUCUUGCCGACGCAAACGUGUUCGUGUCUCAGGACGAAGGCAGAAAGUGGGACAAGGCAGUGGGCAUACCAGAGGGCGAAGCAGCGAUGGUUAUUCAUCAUCCUUUUGACAAUAGUAUUGCUUUUAUCCUUUCGAAGGGCACCAAGCAUUAUCGCACGGACGACCAGGGUAAGACAUGGCGGUCGUUUGAAGUUCCAGCCCGUCCUGCUUUCGUUGGGCAGCCUCUAUCCUUUCAUUCGGACCGCAAUAAGUACGGAUACAUUCUCUAUCAAGGAACAAAGUGCGACCGCGAGGGUUCUUGGGGCAGCAUCUGUCAUGACGAGACGUACUACACAAAAAACGCCUUCAGCUCGGACCCAGAGCUGAUGCUCAGUGAGACAUCACGUUGUCAGUUUGCGCACAGCAGCAAAGAUUUCAAACACGAAGCACACGAAGACCUGGUGUACUGCGUCGCCUUUGACAGCUCAUCAUCGAAUGGCAUACACUCGAUCUCUUCGAGCCGGCUAUUUUCCUCGACCGACUUCUUCAAGGACGAAAACCGCGUCGAGGACCUCGGUAUCGGGAAGAACGCGCGGGGUGUUCUCGCACUAGCGAUCGUGAGCAAGUUCGCUGUCGUGGCAUUGAAGGACAUGAGCACCGGCAACAAUGGCGAGAUGCUGCUAUACGUCACGGUCGACACGAACAAUUGGGCGAAGGCCGAGUUCCCGCACGCCUCAUCGGCAGCGCUGCGCGAGAACGGCUACACGGUCGUCGAAUCGACGACGCACUCGCUCGCGGUGGACGUUUUGCUGCAGGAUAUGAGUAACAUUGGGACGCUAUUCGUGAGCAACUCAAACGGGACGUUCUUCGUCGAGAGUCUCAAGGACACGAAUCGGAACGAGAUGGGUUUUGUCGACUUCGAGACGCUCUACGGCAUCGAGGGCGUUGGCCUUGCGAACGUUGUCAUGAACGCGAAGGAGGUCGAGACGCGUCGCGAGGAGAAGAGGUUGCAGAGCCGGAUCACGUUUGAUGACGGUCGCUCGUGGUCGUCCAUCCCGCCGCCAUCGAUGGACAGCACAGGGCGGCGGAUCAGCUGCGACCCGAACGACGCGGUGAAGUGUUCGCUACAUCUAUAUUCCGUGACUCAGCAGCACAACGUUGGUCGCGUGUUCAGCUCCCCUGCGCCAGGUCUAGUCAUGGCUGUCGGCAGCAUUGGCACGAAUCUGAGGCUGUACGAGGAGUGCGACACGUUCCUGAGCGACGAUGCGGGCGCUAGCUGGCGCAUGGUUAGCGAGGGUGCAAGCUUAUACGAGUUCGGCGAUUCGGGAAGCAUCCUUGUAACCGUCAACGACGAGGGGAGCACAGAUGAGGUACAAUACAGCGUGGACUUCGGCAAUUCAUGGUACAAGUACACGCUCCCGCUGACGCUACGCGCACGAUAUCUCAUGACAGUACCGGAUAGCACGUCACAGAAGUUUAUACUCAUCGGCCAGCUCUCACGGCGGGAUGCACCGGGCGACGACCAGCGUUGGGUAGUCGUGCACCUCGACUUUGCCCGAACGCGAAACCGCAAGUGCGAGAAUUCGGACUUCGAGACGUGGUACGCGCGUAAACCUGGGAAUCGGUGUGUGAUGGGGCAUAGACAGUCCUACCGCCGGCGCAAGGAGCGUGCGAACUGCUACGUUGGCAACAAGUUUGUCGACCCCGUCGAGCGGGAGGAAGAUUGCCCGUGCACGGACGACGACUAUGAGUGCGACUAUAAUUUUAUCAAGCAAGGCGAAAAGUGUGUACCUGCUGGUCCAGAGCCGAUUCCGGAAGGCGUAUGCGGCGCGGACGACCAGAAGCAGACGUACAUGGGCUCGUCGGGAUAUCGCCGUAUCCCCGGCAACACAUGUGACGCGGAGAAGGGCGUGAGGAAGGACGCUCGGAUAGAAAAGUCGUGCUCAGAGGCGCAGCCUGCCGAAGGCCAGGUGAUACACCAGACCUUCGAGUUCCCAGCGACGGUACAGCAAUACUCGUAUUUCAAAGGGUCGCGUACGAUCCUCGUGCGGCUCGGAGACCACUCGAUCUGGCAGAGCUCGAACGAGGGCUACACUUGGACGCAUCUGUUCCCCGACGAGAAAUUUGUUGCGUUCUAUCAUCACACAUACUCGCACGACCGUGCGUACCUCAUCACAGAAACGACAAGGGUUCUAUACACGACCGACACGGGCAAAUCGUGGGAUCAACUGCAGGCGCCACUCCUACCGAACAACUUUGCGCUCCAGAUCCUUCACUUCCACCCCACCCAUAGUGACUAUCUUAUCUGGACUGGUAACCGUGAUUGCGGCGGUUUUGGCGAGAACUGCCACGUAGAAGCAUACUCCACGCGCGACAACGGCCAGAACUGGGACAUCAUUGACAAGUACGUGCGCAACUGCGCGUGGGCACGCGACGCGGAAUUGCGUAUCGACCCGCGACAAAUCAUCUGCGAGUCGUACAAGAUCAAGGAGGGCUCGCAGCGGUACUUUUCGAUCGAUAACCCGCUGGAACUCAUUAGUGGCACUGACUUUUACCAAACGAAGACCAAAUUGUUUGAACAUGUCGUCGGCUUCGCCAAAUUCUCGGAGUACUUCAUUGUUGCUGAGUACCAGUCAGAGAGUCAUUCUCUUGAUAUUCAAGUCUCACUUGACGGUCGGACGUUUGCCACUGGAAUGUUCCCACCCACGCUAAAGCUCGAACAGCACGCUUACACUAUCCUUGAAUCGAGCACUAAGUCAGUCUUCCUUCACGUGACCGUUUCAGAGGCUCCAGCGCCAGCAUGGGGCGAUAUCCUCAAGUCGAAUUCGAACGGCACCUACUUCGGUAUCUCGGCCGACUACGUGAAUCGAAACGACGAAGGUUAUGUUGACUUCGAAAAGAUGAUUGGCCUUGACGGUAUUGCGCUGAUCAACGUGGUGUCCAAUCCACAUGAUGCUCCCAUUACGGGCAUGAAGGAGGUACAAACGCGGAUUACGCACAACGAUGGCGGGUCAUGGAAACCGCUGACGCCUCCCCUCGUCGACUCACAUGGCAACAAAUAUGACUGCGACACCACGAGAUGUGGCUUACAUGUUCAUGGUUUUACCGAGCGCUUCGACGCGCGCGCAACAUACAGCACACCCUCCGUGCCAGGUCUUAUUAUGGCUGUUGGUAACGUCGGCGAGAACCUUGCCCCCUACACGGACUCCGACACCUUCCUCUCGCGGGACGCAGGCUUUACGUGGGAAGAGGUGCAUAAAGAUGCUCACCUCUGGGAGUUUGGCGACAGCGGCUCGGUGCUUGUGAUGGCAAACGACGAAGAAGCAACAGACCACGUCAUGUAUUCGCUUGAUGAAGGUCUGACAUGGCGCCAAUACCGCUUCACGGACGACAAAAUCCGGGUGAAGGUCAUCGUGACUGUACCAAGCGAUACGAGUCGAAGGUUCAUCCUGUUCGGGUACCGUCCUAGAUCCCCGAUGGUGGCGAUCGCUGUACACCUCGACUUUUCGGCGCUGACGUACAGGAAAUGUGUGCUGUAUAUCAACAAUAAUGCUGAUGACGACUUUGAGCUGUGGAGCCCCGCAGAGGGCAGGGCAGAGGCCUGUCUCUUCGGUCGAAGAACACUGUACCAUCGCCGUCGACGUGAAUCCAACUGCGUGAUUGGUGACCAGGAGAAGCAGGAAGAGAAAAUCGUCGAAGAUUGCGAAUGUACCAAAACCGACUUCGAAUGUGAGUUCAACCACCGGCGGGACGCAGACGGCGAUUGCGUGUUAACCCCGGGGCUCGAGCCUCUGUCUGACGAUGAUUCAUGUCGCAACGGGGAAGAAUUCUGGUAUGAGCGCACAGCGUAUCGCAAGGUUCCAAUAUCUAGCUGCGAAGGCGGGAAGCGUCUUGACCGGGGCCUUGAACAUCGCUGCCCGGGUUUAAAGGGUCAUGGCUUUUUCUUUUGGUUCUUCGUACUCUUGGUGCCGUUUAUGUUUACCGCUCUCAUUGCGUACUGGUAUUACCGCCGCAUGGGGCUCGCGAGAGGAACUAUUCGGCUCCCUGGAGGCGACCCAAGCAGACACAUCUCGUCCGGCGGUGGCGUCAUCGACACCAUCGCGUCCAUACCAUGGUACCUCCUCGGCAUGGCGGGCAUCGCGUGGGAAUGGAUGGCAUCCAGAUUCGACUCGCUCGGUACGCGAUAUCGCGCUCGCGGAGGAUAUCGCCAUGUUCCUGUGGACGAGGAUGCCCAGAUAUUGCGGUUCGAAGAUGAGGAGUAG